Cajanus cajan (pigeon pea) is the source of this 1770-nucleotide messenger RNA. The record is from RefSeq and is a predicted model, not a curated record. NCBI's taxonomy places the organism in Eukaryota, Viridiplantae, Streptophyta, Magnoliopsida, Fabales, Fabaceae.
AUGGAGGCUAUGAAACAACAGCGGGAAAAGGACGCGAAAGAGCUUUCAGCCUUGAGGGCUGAAAAUGAAGCACUUAAAAAUCCAGACCCUUCAUGGAAACCUACUCAGCCCACCAAUACUCAGACACAAGGGUCUUACCAGUCUCAUGGAGUCCACACAUCGGUUCCACAUGGUUCAGCCGCCGCACCAGAAAAACUCCCUUCGGCUUUGCCCAUAGUCAACCGUCCCACUGACGUGGCAACUAUUGGAUCGCAUCGCCACCCUUUCACACCUUCUAUUAUGCAACUGUCCCUGCUCGAUAGUUGGAAAUUAUUACCCAUUGAUAAAUAUGACGGUACAACCGACCCUGAUGAACACCUUGAUGUUUUUCUUACGCAGGUAACCUUGAGCACCACGGACGACGCUGCCUUGUGUCACAUUUUCCCGACGUCUCUCAAAGGCAGGGCUUUGAGCUGGUUCACUCUGCUACCCCCCAAUUCAAUAGACUCGUUCAACAUGUUAUCCGCCCAGUUCACCAUUCAAUUCGCAACGAGUCGUCCCCAUAGCUUGACUUCUUUAUCUCUGGUCAGCCUUCGGCAAGACAAAAAGGAAUCGCUCAGGACAUUUAUGGAUCGGUUCAACAAGGCAGCCUUGGAGAUCCGAGAUCUCACUCCGGCCGUAGCGCUCCACCACCUCACAACGGCUUUAAAGCCGGGACCGUUCGUCAAUAGCAUUUGUAAAAAGCCUCCUUCGGAUAUGAAUGACCUACGAAGGAGGGCUGACAAGUAUAUGCAAAUGGAAGAGUUGGAAGAAUAUCGUAAUCAAGCCAGAGCCGAACCAGUGAGUAUGGCCGAAAAACAAGUAGAACAACCGUUCAGGGGCCGAGGUAAAAAGAUAGCAUUAAGAGAUAGACCCGUUCGUGGACCAAAAUACUCUCAUUAUACACCCCAAAAUGCCAGUAGAGCAGCAGUACUGGAACAAGCUCUCUCAUCGGAAGUUUUGGCAGUGCCGAAAAGGGCAUCCACUCCACCACGCGCUGACACCAGCAAAUCUUGUCGAUAUCACCGCAAUCGGGAUUCUUCUCGGUGUCGCUCUUCAUAUCAGCCUCGAAACCAAGAUCGGCGAACUCAGGACCAAGCUGAGAGGCCUCGGCGUGAACGAAGCAGGUCAUGGGACAGGAAAGACGACCCGACAUCUUCGCGUAGAAGGGUCAUUAAUACAAUCGCAGGAGGAUUUGCGGGCGGGGGCUCUACUUCUUCAGCCCAAAAGAGGCACUUGCGGGCUAUCCGAUCAGUACAUGCCGUGGAUAGGCAACCUUCCCGAAGAUUGCCAACCAUAACUUUCAAAGAUGCCGAUUUUCAGGGUAUUGACCCCGAGCCGGACGAUCCGAUGGGUAUUGACCCCGAGCCGGACGAUCCGAUGGUGAUCAGCAUAGAAAUUCAUAACUGCAUAGUCAAGAAGACGUUAAUCGAUCAAGGCAGUUCGGCGGACAUUCUAUACUGGAAUACCUUCAAACAGUUGGGUAUUUCAGAAAAGGAGUUAAUCCCAUAUGAUGACCCCCUUGUCGGUUUUUCAGGUGAAAGGGAGAGCAGAGAAAUUCAAGUGAAGUACAUCGUGGUACACGCCAGCACGUCAUAUAACAUCCUCCUCGGCCGCCCCUCACUAAACAUGCUGGGAGCGAUUGUCUCAACACCACACCUAGCAAUGAAAUUCCCAUCCGACAAAGGAAAGAUCAUUACUAUCCAUGCCGAUCAAAAGGCUGCUCGAGAGUGUUACUUCGCUAGUUUUUGA